Peniophora sp. CBMAI 1063 is the source of this 885-nucleotide messenger RNA. Lineage: Eukaryota; Fungi; Basidiomycota; Agaricomycetes; Russulales; Peniophoraceae. The record is from the annotation of a GenBank genome assembly.
AUGCGCUCGCGCGGUGUCCUUGGUUUCCUCCUCCCACCACCAUCGUCAGUCGCCAACAUCGCUACCUUAUCAAUGGACGCGUACUUUCGUUGCGCCAGUCGCUCGCGCCAGUGCGAAUGCUCUUUUCUCUCUGGGCAACAUCGGCGUGGGCUGCUUCAAGAUGUCGACGUACCGUAUUACGAGGAGGUCGUUCGCGGCCACAUCCACCCCGCAACUCUUCUUGUGGAUCAGCAACCGCCACCUUCGCCUGAUCUCACGCGCGCCCUUCCCCCGCACAAGUCCGUUCCCCAAUUCCAACUCAUCAACCCAGGCACCGCGAGCUCUUGCAAUGUGUCGUCCGCGCCUACGCCCUUCAGUGUUAUCGUCGAGCGAUCCCCAUCUCCCGCACUCACUACCGCGUCCCACGUCUCCGAUCAGGAGUUACAGGCCGGGGUUGCUAUCAUCGACUCCACGCGCUCACGCGCCACGUCCUUCGGGUCGGUCACGCCUGUAUCGACUCAAGCCCCCACCCUGCCCCCGCUCAUUUUCCAACCGUCCAUUGAGCGCGUUGCGUACGAAUGUCUGGCCUCUCUAUCUCCACCACCCGUCCCUCCUUCAGGGAUCGAAGAUCGUAGGGACACUUCCUGUGCCAUCGACAACACGGAGCUCCCAAUAGCCGCGAAGCGUGCAAAUGCUUAUCCGUCCGCCACCGCUGUGAAUACGGACAACACACGUGCGCCUUCGACGGAUCGCACGGAGUUUUUGAACACACCCUUCACGGCGACGCAUGAGGCGGAUGUCAUAGCGUAUCCAGAGCCCGUGCACCGCAACCCGGCCAGGCGUCGGGCGGCUUCGAAGGUCCACGUGCGUUUGCAACCCAGCGCGACCUCUCAGGCGAAUGUGUAG